UUCCAAGUUUGGAGCUUUUAGCUGCCAGCCCUGGCCCAUCAUGUAGCUGCAGCACAGCCUUCCCUAACGUUGCAACUGGGGGAAAAAUCACUUUCCAGUCUGUUUUGCAAGGUGUGCAUUUCCAUCUUGAUUCCCUGAAAGUCCAUCUGCUGCAUCGGUCAAGAGAAACUCCACUUGCAUGAAGAUUGCACGCCUGCAGCUUGCAUCUUUGUUGCAAAACUAGCUACAGAAGAGAAGCAAGGCAAAGUCUUUUGUGCUCCCCUCCCCCAUCAAAGGAAAGGGGAAAAUGUCUCAGUCGAAAGGCAGGAAGCGAAACCCUGGCCUUAAAAUUCCAAAAGAAGCAUUUGAACAACCUCAGCCCAGUUCCACGCCACCUCGAGACUUGGACUCUAAAGCUUGCAUUUCUAUUGGAAAUCAGAACUUUGAGGUGAAGGCAGAUGACCUGGAGCCCAUAAUGGAGCUGGGGCGGGGUGCGUACGGGGUGGUGGAGAAGAUGCGACAUGUGCCCAGCGGGCAGAUCAUGGCGGUGAAGCGGAUCCGGGCCACAGUAAACAGCCAGGAGCAGAAGAGGCUACUGAUGGAUCUGGAUAUUUCCAUGAGGACAGUGGACUGUCCUUUUACAGUCACCUUUUAUGGUGCACUCUUCCGGGAGGGUGAUGUUUGGAUCUGCAUGGAGCUCAUGGAUACGUCGCUAGAUAAAUUCUACAAACAAGUGAUUGAUAAAGGUCAAACAAUUCCAGAGGACAUCUUAGGGAAAAUAGCAGUUUCUAUUGUAAAAGCGUUAGAACACUUACACAGUAAGCUGUCUGUCAUUCAUCGAGACGUCAAACCUUCCAAUGUGCUGAUCAACGCUCUUGGCCAAGUAAAGAUGUGCGAUUUUGGAAUCAGUGGCUACCUUGUAGACUCUGUCGCCAAAACUAUUGACGCAGGAUGUAAACCAUACAUGGCCCCUGAAAGGAUAAACCCAGAGCUCAAUCAGAAGGGAUACAGUGUAAAGUCUGACAUUUGGAGUCUGGGCAUCACAAUGAUCGAGUUGGCUAUCCUUCGGUUUCCCUACGACUCUUGGGGAACUCCCUUCCAGCAGCUCAAACAGGUGGUAGAGGAGCCCUCGCCACAGCUCCCGGCGGACAAAUUCUCGGAAGAGUUUGUUGACUUUACCUCACAGUGCUUGAAGAAGAAUUCCAAAGAACGGCCAACAUAUCCAGAACUUAUGCAACAUCCGUUUUUCACCCUACACGAAUCCAAAGCAACAGACGUGGCAUCUUUUGUAAAACUGAUUCUUGGAGACUAAAGUACCACGGACUCGCUCGGUCGGCCCUCCUGUGGUUUGGUGGGUUUACGGGACGAAGCAGGUUCACUAAAACACCAAUAGAAACUCAUCUUUGAGAUAAUUUAAUCCUGCCUCUCAGAAGGUUUUGUUUUGUUUUGUUUUGUUUUUUCUCCCCAUUUUCUUUCUUUUUAUUUUUUACCCCCUCCCAAGGGGGCUUGGAAUCUCUAGCAUAGAAUGGACUGUCUAGAUGGAUGAAAUAUGGCAAAGGCUUAGGACUUAAAAAGGUGAUUAAAUAUUUAAUGAGGUGUCAUAUGAGUCCUUAAGCUUCUCCGACUUCUCUUGUUCUUUACGAAACGAAUGCAUUGGCCCUGGUCACAAGGUGCUACCCUAGUGAUGAAAUUGUAAGUAGAUCUGUAGUUUGUCCCACUUGUUAUUUUAAUAUUUAUGUUUCAAUGCUUGGUUGCAAAGAUUCCGUUUUAUGCAAGGAAGAGGAUGCAAAAGGCAAGGUUGGGCUGGCAAUAUUUAUAGGGCUUUUAUUUUGUAAGUUCAGUCGUGUCUGUGGUCCAGAAGAAAUUAUUUAAGAGGCAUCUUUAAGAGUAUUAUAACAAUAUCAACAAGGAGUUCUUGUAACCUACCUGUUUCAGCUGUUGUGGCUGCUUGCCACGUCCUUGGAUUUCUGCUCAACUCUGGGUCAUAACCACAGUAUUUCAGGUGAAGUGGCGAGGUAGCCCGGUCAUACCCUUUCUCUAACUUUGGAAAACAUAAAAUCACUUUGAUCGCAUCUCAGAGUCACGGAUUGGGUUCUCUUGGCAUUUGUGGUAUUGACGGAAUGGGAUUCGUGAUGUGGUUUUCUAUCACCUCUCUCUCCUUGUGCGUGUUUGUGUGUGUGUGUGUGUGUAUCUGAUAGAUCUUAAGCUCUGCUAAGUGGCUUCUGUAAACAUCUCUAUUUAGUAAGAAGGAUGUGUGUCAAUUCUGCGAGGAGCCGUCGUUCAAACCACACAGAGAAUCGGUGCCUUCUUCUGCUUCUGCCCCUCCUUAACGAUGUAUACGCCCCAGGGAUUGACUCGGUAGCCAUCCUUCACAAACCUUUUUCUUCUUCUUUUUUUUUUUCUUGUUCGAUAAAGAAGCCUUACUACUAAUGGGAGGGCUACAGUAGAAGACGGUGGAAGUUCUUUGAGAAGGUGAGGAGUUAAUGAGGGGGGGGUGAAUUCGUUCCUUGAAUGGGCUGCCAGGUUUCCACAGCUUGAGGUAAGGCCACAUUCUUCUCCAGCAGCACACAGUAGGUCAUUCUGCGGGAGGAACUUUUUGGCUGGGGCCCUUGUGGGUCCCCGGCAGGUGGACAAUGCAAUGAAAGCCCCUUCUUGUGGCUACAUAGGUCCCCGGGUUCUCUAGUUUCCUUGAGGAGAGGGGAGUGAGGUGAUACAGGGAGAUACAGGGAUCAUAACAGGGAAAAUAAAAAAUAUAGGGAUAAUAACCAGGAAACAUUGCUUUUGGACAUUGGGUUGAUAAAAGGCUUUUCCUGGAAGACAAGGAUGGAGAAUUCACAUUAAAAAAGAAGAAGAGAUCUCACUCUGUUGACAGAUAUGGGGAUUAUUACUCUCUAAAAACCUCCCUUCUUCCCCUUUUAGAUUUUGAAGUGCUGUUACUUAUUUUUCUGUGUCUUCGUUUUCCCCUUUACUUGACCUCUGUCUCGCUAAUAGCUGUUGCCCCGAGUGAGUAUGGUACUUCCAUACUCUUCUUUGUAUCCAGUUCCAAGAUAUACCUGUCUGAUCUAACGUGGUUUCAUCUUCUUGAAAGCUACCUCUGUCCUCAUCUUUUUCCAGACAGAAAUGUUUGUUAUCCUCCUAAUUAAGGCCAUUCACUUUCCCACCCAACUUUCUAAAUCUAGCCAUUUCUCUCUUUGAGAUAAAGAGACACGAAACAAAGCAAAACACAAUUGUAUUCCUUCCUUCCUUCAUCCAUCUUAUGAAAAAAAUCAAGUAGUAGAAAAAAAAAAAAAUUGGAGGUCAUUCCAUGACAGUUUUUGGUGAAAUACAUAAAGGAAAACAACUUUCUGCUCUGAGUCAGAUAACUCUCACCUGCUGUUCAGUGUGGUUUCUGCUUAGAAACAGUCUUAACCAAAUGUGUUUGCCUGUGUGCACCUCUCCAGUGUGCGGGCCUAGGGCCUCAGCUUGCAAAACAAUUACACAGAGGUGGCGGAGGAGUUUAUCAGUGGUUCUCAGCCUUGCGCACACUCAUAUCACUGGGAGCUGGUGGACACGUGCAAUGCCAAGGUUGGGGUUUCGAUGGUCCAGCGUGGGGCCUGAGAAUUGGUCUUUUUCACACUUUCUUUGUGAUUCUGAUGCACAGCACGGUUAAGGAUACUGGUUUAGUACUUCCAAAAGAGAGAACUCACCUACAAUUUCUCUAGAACAUUGGCAGAGAGGAACAAGAGCCUUGGCUUCUUUCUGUGUCCUCAUCAAUGGGGACAUCUUCGCCACUGUCAGAGAUGGCACAUGAUCGGAAUACUGAUUUGAAACUUGGAAUACGUUUUCCCCAUAGAAAUAAUGGGCUCCGCGGUGAUUAGCUGUCUUCUGUGCUAAAGUAGAAUGACUUGAUAGUCUUAUGAGUCUAAAUUAUAGAAUGUGGGUUUUUUUUUUUUUUUUGAGAACUCUUAUAAGUUCUAAACUAAUUUUACAAUAAAGAUGGAGACGCACCAACCAUAUAUAAGUUGAUGUACGUUGGAAUUCUCUUGUACGUACACGCAGGUCCCUGGAUCUCUACCCUGACUCUGCUCAUUGUGCGUCCUUAUUAUUGUUUUUGUCUUUGCUUGCCUCUGUUCGGCUAGCUUUUUAACUGGUGUCCUACCUUCCUUUGUUGUUGAUCACUCCUGCCAUAUUGGAUGUCCUGGUUGGGGACAUGAGAUACUCAUUAGCCUCAGCAUGUGAGGAAGCCAACGCUGAGACUGAAGGGGCUCCUGGUUUCUCCGAGUGCACUUGAUUUAGUGUCUUUGGAAAGUGAUGACAAAGGAGACAGAGCGGGGCUAAUGUUUUCAUAGCUUUUAACACUAAAAAUGCCUCUGUUGACCCACAGCUUUCAUCAGCUCUGCUGAGAGAAACGUUCUCCCAAAGCUGUCUAACGAAACGCUUUAUCUUCACCCCGAAAGUGAACUAGAUGCUUAGUCCCGGACGUCCAGCCCUAAGGCUCUUUUUGCCCACGUGACUGCCUCCAACCUCGAAGGGAGGAUUCAUACAUUCGUAGAAUUCGCUGGAGUUGGUGGUCAGAUCGAGUAAAAUGAAUUAAACCUCUGUUGUGCUGGGGAUUUUGCCUUCUUAUUGUCUGUCUAGGGCUCAGAGGGCGAUUCGCUGGCUUAAAGCAAUCUUCCGUUUUUAUUGAAUUCGCAAGUAAAAGGUGUGGUUUUUUUGGACCCCUGAACUUUUAUAUAUUCAGAUGGAAAAUCACCAGAGUAAAAUCUAGGGCAAAGACACUACCAAACAAACCCUAUUAGAAUAGGGGAAAAAAAAGAAAAAAAUAUAUUUUAUUGUACAAGCUCUGUGUUCCUCUUGUCUAGGGGUGUGUGUGUGUGUGUGUGUGUGUGUGUGUGUGUGUUAGCACUGUUAAAUAUGCUGGUAGCUAAAGAUACUCUUUGGUUUUCUUUGGCUUUAAUUGGGGUACUCUGGAUUUCUUUAGGAAUCUGUUGAAAGCUAGGACCUUUUCCCUAGGAAAAUGCACAGGGUACACGGAACACAUAGUUUUGCAAACAUUUUUUUGUUGAAGGAAGGGGAGUGAAGUCCAGUUUAUAGACCCCGUAGGGUCAAUAACCUUUCUCUGAAGAAUGUGGACUGUGACAUUCUAGGCCAAAACUGGCAAACUUUUUCUGUAAAGGGCCAGGUAGUAAAUAUCUUUGGCUUUGUGUCCCGUCAGCCUGUUACCACAACUUGGGUCUGCUGUUGUAGAUCCGUAAACCAUACAUAAAUGAAUGAGCGUGGCUCUGUGUCCCAGUUCAGCUUGAUUUACAGAAUCAGGUUAUUGGCUGGAUUUGGCCCACAGGCCAUAGGCUGUGGUUUGCCAGCCCCUGUCCUGGACCAUCAACCACAAAGCUUUGAUGAACUCUGUCUAGAGACUUUUUUCCAUUUAGUGAGUAUUGAGCUCAGCUGCUAUUAGGACGUAGAUUAGGACGAUGGACAUAGGAAAUGAAUUCGGGAAGUGGGGGAGACUCUUCAUUUUCUCUCAGGUAAGUAUUCCUUGCCUGGGAAGCCAAGGGGACAGUUUUCCUUAGAUGAGAUUGAGUACCUACUUUUUCUGUUUCUGUAUGAUCACCGACAUAACUUACUUCAACUUGGAAAUAAAAGACAGGCUUCUCCUAGACGUCAAUGACAUUCUUGUUGUCUCUGAGUUUUGCAUUUUGUUUCUCUCUGUGGUGUGAUGCUUGUGCAGGGAGAAUCAUGAACCCAGACACCGAUCAUUUGGUUUUCCUUUUCACCAAACUGCAUUAGGUUGUAAGAAUUUGGGAGGCCAUGGGGCCCUCAGAAGUAGAAGGCAGGUAGAAUUCUUAAAAUCUUCUAAUUCAUCCACCUGGACUCUUGGGUCAUCUUUGAAGAAAGUAAGACAGACAAAGUUUGGGAUCAAAAAACUUGUUUGCAGGUAGGCUCAGAGCUCUGGGCUCUCACUGUGACAGUAGCCUUAGGUCCACCCUUGGGUACUAUCCUAAUUGUUGCUAAGUUUCUAUCUUAAGGGGCCUAGGCAAAAUGCCUCCUUCCUGACGGGAUGCUCUUGGGUUGCCAACCCGGUUGAGUUUCUGGGCCGCCCCGUCUCUAGGGAAAGCUUUGCCUUCCCUAUGGGACCAGAACAACUAUAAUUUACUACACCUUCUGUCAGCACUUGUCCCCUCUUUGCUAUAAGAGCCCUAUACAAAGACCCGUCAGCCACCUAAGCUGCCCAGGUCCGCUUUCUUCUCUCAGAACAGCCCAACACAUCUGACUUGGUCUUGUCGUGUCUUUAUUAUUCAGAAAUGAGUUUUCUUCCUGCUGCAUCAUCAGGCAGACAUGCAUUAUACUUAGAAGGACCCUCGGAACCUCCUGAGGAGCAUAGUUAAGUAUUCGAUCUGGCAAUUUACCUGAAAGAAUGUUUUCUCUUCGCCUAGGGAAACAAAACCUGAAUUCCAGAGCCUUCAAAAUGAAAUUAUCUUUCUGGGGAAAGUACCUUGCCACCAAACGCAUCCCUUACCACCUGUUCCUGGUGUUUGCAAAGAAGAUGAGUCCUUUUGCCGAAGUUGAGAGGGUCACUGUUGACAGCUAUGCAAAUAUAACUGUACCAUUGUGGGUUUUCUAAUGGAGUCAUUAGGAAUUAACACUUAAUGUUGGGGUAUAUCUUUUGGGCUCCUGACCCAAACUCCUUUUUCAAGCAAAAUCUCUAAAAGCCUCUUUGCUGUCUGAGGUGAAGGGGACUGGGUCCUUAAUAGAACACAAAGCAAGGUCAAAGACUUUGUGGUAGAGAUUUUUUUUUUUUUU
Lutra lutra (Eurasian river otter) is the source of this 6759-nucleotide messenger RNA. RefSeq names its product mitogen-activated protein kinase kinase 6 (gene MAP2K6). The record is from RefSeq and is a predicted model, not a curated record. Gene Ontology annotation, biological process: protein phosphorylation; MAPK cascade. Bases 287 to 1291 code for a protein of 334 amino acids. The transcript is spliced from 12 exons. Gene Ontology annotation, molecular function: MAP kinase kinase activity; ATP binding. Lineage: Eukaryota; Metazoa; Chordata; Mammalia; Carnivora; Mustelidae.